This is a messenger RNA of Ylistrum balloti, 5745 nucleotides long. RefSeq names its product calcium uniporter protein, mitochondrial-like. Bases 2 to 979 code for a protein of 325 amino acids. Gene Ontology annotation, cellular component: mitochondrial inner membrane; uniplex complex. The record is from RefSeq and is a predicted model, not a curated record. The transcript is spliced from 7 exons. Lineage: Eukaryota; Metazoa; Mollusca; Bivalvia; Pectinida; Pectinidae. Gene Ontology annotation, biological process: mitochondrial calcium ion homeostasis; calcium import into the mitochondrion. Gene Ontology annotation, molecular function: calcium channel activity; uniporter activity.
AAUGGCGGCUCCUCGUUUGUCAAUGGUUGUUAGGCGAGGACUUUUCCAAUGUCUACCGUCUUCAAGAAUUAGUCAAGUGCCAACAAGACAUCAGAUCCCAGCCCUACUAUGUCCAUGUAGUUUCCAUAGCUCAUCUGUGUUAUUGUCUGGAGGCGAAGCGAAUGUGAUAUACCGUGAUGGAUUACCUGUAUUUACUGUGCCUUUACCGUCUCGAAAAGAGACCUGUGAAUUUACGCUCAAGCCAGUCACCCAUACAGUUGGGGAUUUCCUCAAGUAUAUCAAAGAAGAAGAUGGUGGAGUUGACAGAGCAGUCAUCUCUACAGAUGAGGGUAAAAGGAUAUCUCAGUCAACAACCAUUGAUGUUUUACUGAGACAGAACUUUCAAAUCUCAAUCAACGAUGAGGUCCAUCAAUUUUCCCCACCUGAUUACAAGGCAUUACCAAGUGAACAUGUAGCAGAACUGUCGGAUAUGAAGUCUUUGAUCUCUGACCUGUACUGCAGACUCCACAUCGAUCAGUACCAGAUAGAGAAAGAAAAACUAUUAAUGAAACAACUAGAGGACCUCAAACUGGAGUUAGCUCCCUUAGAACAGGUCCGCAAAGAUCUAGAGGUAAAGGCCAACAGACGCACUGUGAACCUGUCCUGGGUGGGACUUGGUCUGAUGGGGGUCCAGUUUGGGGUGCUGGCUCGACUCACCUGGUGGGACUACUCUUGGGAUAUAAUGGAGCCUGUCACCUACUUCAUCACAUAUGGCACUACCAUCGCCAUGUAUGCCUACUUUGUCCUCACUAAACAGGAAUACAAUUUUGUUGAUGUCAAGGAUAGGCAAUACCUCUUGGGAUUCUACAGAAAUGCAAAGAAGCAGAAAUUAGAUGUACAGAAGUACAAUGAGAUAAAGGAUGCCAUAGCGGAGGUACAGCAUGACAUUAGACGACUGAGAGAUCCUCUCCAGAAACGAAUUCCAAUGAAGGAAUUGUAGACUGCCCCACCAUUAUGACCACUCUGUUGAUACUGAUUGACAUCAUAGACAAAGCAUAUCAUUUCCUUUUGUAUGAGUAGUGUUGAUGUAAGAGACUGAUCAGUAUCGAUCACAUCUAAAUCUCUUCCUUGUUUGUCUCCUUGUUUACAUGUAAGUUUUCCUUUUGAAAAAUGUAUAUUUAAUUUGUACCUUUGACCAAUGGCACAUCAAGUAAGUUUGUAUGUUAUGUUACUGCCCUGAUAACUGAAUAGAAACAGCCAUUAGAGCUAUUGAAAUGAAAAGCUGUUUACAUAACACGGUACAACAUUGUUUUUAGGAUUUUCAUAAGUUAUUUUUUCUUUUCUAAUGAAGAAUAAGGAUUUGAGAUAUGAGAGUGUAGUGGGGUUCAGACUGGUAACAACUGUAGUGAAUAUGUUGUGCUUAUCUUGAAUCAAUUGUGUUGGCAUUUACCAGCUUCAUUAUGUAUUCAAAAGUCAAAUAAUCGGAUGGCUUUUUGGGAAUAUACUAUUUGGUAAUACCUUCUUGACAUCAAUGAUAAAUCAAUUCAAAAUAUUUUGGAAUAUUUUUUUUGUCUGAUUAAGCUGGUUAAGUUAUGAUAAAACAGUGAUCUGAUUAUAAUUGACUGAAACCAACUAGGGCAAUAAGCAUUUUUAUUUCCUGGAAUGUGGUGUGUGUCUCUCAGAGUAAACCAGUUUUGAAAAAAAUGUUUUGUAUGCUUUGUAAAGUGUAAAUUGGCUUCAUAAAUUCAAUGUCCUCACUAUUUAUUUAGAUUUUUUGGUAGUUUGUACAAGGUAACAACAUCUAAAUAAUUUGAACACCAGGCCUGUUCCAUCUGAACUUUCUAACAAUUAGAGUUGUUUCAAUAUCCUGAUCUUCCUGAUCAUUAUACAAUUAAUAUAAUGUUACAGACAUUAUAAACAGGGUUAUUUUGUUCAUGUAAAAAUUCAUAUAUUCAAGGAUGUAUGUACAUAACAUUGGAUACUCUGUGACAUGUCAGAAACGGUUUAAAAUAUGUAAACAUUGAAAAAUCAAAAAAAUGAAAAAUACCUCACAGUCUAACCACCGCUAAUUCACAGCAGCUUUCCUUGUGAUACUGUGUUUCUGUGUUUUCCUCCACAAAAUAAUAUGUACAGUAAAAACAAAUAUCUAUUAAAUAUAUUGAACCUUCCAUUGGAAUGUUUAAGUUAUAUCAUUCAACCCCAACAAAAAUUCAGAGUUCUGUGAGUCAGUUUCUAUUUCUCCAGGUUACAUUUUACAUUGGGCUAUGGGAUGAAGUUUCAUGGUUAAAUUUAUUCCCAAACCAAAAUUGACAAAAAUGUGAGCUAGAAAUAUCCUAAGGCAAUGUUGAUCUGUGCAUUUAUUACCGUGUAACAUUAAAUAUUGAUGUGUUUAUGAAAUUAAGUUAAGAUUGUUUAUGUAACAUUACGGUGGUGGAUACUUAUAUAUUAUAUAGCAUCUUCUGGGUGGCAGAGGUCAAGGUAACCUUAGAUCUGUUAAAACAAUAUUCAUUACUGCCAGUUUGCUAGAAUCAUCUGUCUCUAAUGUGAGAUUGGUAAAUUAUGUAUGUAAGCAAUGAAAGUCACUUGCACAACACAUAUAUCAACAUAUAUAAAAAUUAGUUAUAUAGUUAACACUGCCAUCUACUCUAUCCUUAUGUCUCAAUAAUACAAUUCCAGAUAUAACAUCAUGAAGGAACUACCCCUCGAUUGAAAGACAAAAUCUAACGACCAUUAUCAGACACACCCUCAUUUUCUUUUCAUUGUAAUUUAUAAACAAAAGCCUCAUUUCAAUAUUGAUUAUAGCGCCAAAAUGAAAUAUAAUAUGAAAACAAGUCCAUGUUGAGCUUUAUGUUAUAAUAUGUAUUUACUGCUAAGAUUCUGUAGAGUUUGCAGGUUGCAGUUUGUUAAUUGUGAAACUGUUGUUUUACGUCUCGGAUUAAGACUUCAACAGAUCUAACCUGCUUACCUAUAGUAUUACUUAUCCUUCAGAUUUACUCUCCACCAAACAUUUCUGCAUGAGUAAGGAGUUUGAGAUUUUUUGUAAAUUCGUUUUUAUAAUAACUGCUGAGAGUUUUCAUUCAGUUGGGUAAAAAGAGGUGACUUUUUUCAGAUAUCAACUACACUCAGGGAAUGGCUGCAAUACUUUUUGAAACUUUCAGUUGCAGUAAUUAUUGAACUGAUGAGUGGUGUCAGUAGUAGCUCAGGUCUGAUUGGACUGAAAUAUUUGCAAAGAAAAUUUACUUAAACACCUGUUCAGACCUUUUUUUUACAUAAAAAUAUACAAUUACAUCUGAAAUAUUGUCAUUGUAGCUAGAACUAAUCCCUACAUUUUGUAGAUCUUUCUCGAUAUUUAGAAAUUGUGGAAAUAAAGAUUUUCUUGGCUUAAUCAGCAGUUUUUUUAAACCUUCAGGCUUGUAUGUGUAGACUGCUUUUCUCUUUCUCUUUGUCUUUGUCCAUGUUUGUGAAAUAAUUCAACAAUUAUCAACUUUACUCCUUUUGUCUUUUUUGAUCAAUAAGAAAAACUGGCAUUCAUAUUUCUCAGCCAUGGUUAGAAGCCUCUGUCUAUUGUAACAAAAUUUAGAAGCAUAUCAUAAUGUACAAGUAUACAAUAAUCCAUAGCUCUAUAUAUAAUCAGUGUAUUUAUGAUUUAACACAAACCUGUUCACUGUAGACUAGAGUAGUAGUAGACCCGAGUGAUAUCUCUGGCACUGUACUGUAGUGUAUACUUAGUGUUUUGUUUGAUUUCCCCUACAAGCAUUGACUGGCCUGUACAUGUGUCAACCAGGUAUUCUCAUCAGCUAAGUACUUGUUAGGAUGUAAAAGCUGGGUUUUUUUCGAGACUUUGUGAUAACAUUUUUGUAAGUGGUAAGAGUAGUAUGAAUUGUUAUCACAACUGUUUUCAUGAUGGGAAUUUCAUGUAUAUGACAAACCUGUGUUUGACAUCUCACAAUUUCUUUGGUUUUUAUGGUAACCAUUCUCAUGGUGAAUAUCAUGAGAAAUAUUAAUAUGGCAGUGGUUUCUAUGGUAACAACUUUCUUUAAAAAGAGCACAUUAAGAAACCUGAGAGGUUCCAGUGAUGUUUGUUAUAUGAGCACCACUGGAAACUUGAGUGUAAGAGCGGUUACUAUGGUUACUAUGGGUGGCUAUAAUUCCAUUGAAUUCUUUAUAUUGUGACUAUAACAGUUUAAACACAGAGCCUGACAAAAAAUGUUGUGAUGAUUUGGAACAAUUUGGUAACUGUGUGGCUACAGGAUAAGAUGUUGGUGUUGUAGGAGCAUCCUUUCGUUAUUAAAUGUACACAUUUUUCCUAAAGUAAUGCUUAGCUGUGAUACACAUAUCCUUUUUUCAUUUUGGAUUAUUGGUUUCAUAUGAAUGUUCUCAUAAAGCUGGUGACCCUUGGAACACGGUACAGCCCGUCUUCAACUUGCUCAAAGACUUCUUUUUCAAAUUUUUUAGUUGUUGAAAAUUAAAUUUACUAAUGGUGUAAUUUCACUUUAUCAUUUUAUGAUAAGAUAGAACAAUUGGUAUCAUUUUAUUCUAAAAGACCUUUAUUUAAAAAUCCAAAUCAUCCUAGCCAAUGAAUAAGAAAUAUGCCAGAGACAGAGUUAUUUCUUUUCUUUCUAAAAAUUGAUUUUUUUUAACCAUUUUGCCUAAAAGGAGAUGUGAUAAUAUUUCGUAAAAACAGUAAAGUAUAUACAUUUGUAAACACUGUGACAAAAGAAGAAACUUACUGAACAAACACAGAUCAAUCUGUCUUGACUCUGAUAGAUAGUUAUUUAACACACAAAUCUAAAAGUCCAUGUUUAGGACCAUUUACAGUUAAGGGAGAUGUGAAAAAUAAAAAGACUGCAAAUCAAUUGAAUGGAACAAAACCACUAUCAAGGCUAUGAAAAUAAAACAGAUUGGAAUUUCUGGGCGAGCUUGAAGGAUGAGCACUUACACUAGUAAUUGGUCGUUGGAUACAGAUUUGUUUCAUCUCCAUGACUCUUCUAAUGUUGGGCAUGUCUUCAUGACAAACAUAAGUGUUCCGAUCAGUCAGUAGUAGAUAUACAGUACUGUGAAUAGGUAGACCAUUGACAAGGUAUAAUACAGUGUGGAACAUGUAUAGCAAGGCUUUGUAUCCAGUACAUAUGUACAUUAUUGAAAUGGCAUUUUCUCAUCAAAAUAAGAAUGACAAAUCUAUAAAUAUCUUUCAUAGUUUGACAAAUCUAUAAAUAUCUUUCAUAGUUUUAUAAAUUUAUUUCUGUUAUAAAAAGAUUUUGAUGAUUUUUCGUUGUAUAACUCAAGUACAAUGGUAAAUAAUGAUAAAGAUAUUGACAUACCAAUGUAUAAGUAUAUAUACGUGUUUAUACGCAUUUCAUAUAUUGUAUAACUAGAGGACUUUUUUUUCCAAUUGAAUUCUUAUAGCUGUGUGAGUGAUCUUGGCUACAUAUAUAUAUAUAUAUAUAUAUAGAAUUUAUGUAUUUGAUUGUAAUAGAAAAAUAGCAUUUAACUGCAAAAAAAGUAUUUAAUUUGAGUUUAAUUUUAAUAUUAUAUACUUGGUUUCUCCAUGUUGACAAGUUGUUGAAUGUUAUUUUUAAAGAUUUUCCUUUCUUUUCCUGUUUUUAAAUGAGCUGUUUCUUGAUGAAUGAAAUGAUGUAAUUUUAUUGAAGGUUUUUUCAUCCUUUUGUAAGUGAGGAAAGACAAUGUGUGAACCAAUUUUCUAGGUAUGUACAUCCAGUUACUCUCUACUACACAUACAUUAAAAAGUUUAUUCUCUCAAAUUGA